Messenger RNA from Dufourea novaeangliae, 1391 nucleotides. RefSeq lists its product as uncharacterized. Lineage: Eukaryota; Metazoa; Arthropoda; Insecta; Hymenoptera; Halictidae. Bases 11 to 1276 code for a protein of 421 amino acids. The record is from RefSeq and is a predicted model, not a curated record. The transcript is spliced from 2 exons.
AGAUACCAAAAUGAAGUUCCAACUGGCAGCCUUCAUCGCGCUGGUUGCGUUCGCAACCGUCAACAGUUACCCGACCCUCGUCAAAGGGUCCCUGAAGGAAGACAUCCAGUACUUCACGGACAUGAUCCCCAUGAAAAAGAUAAUACCGAUCGUCAUAAGGUACGCCGCAGAAGACGCCGAGUUCCAAGAGCUCCUGGAAUACGCGAGAACCGACGACUUCAAAGAAACGGUGAAGGAGAUCCAAACUAUCCCCGAGUUCCACACGUUCGUCAACUACCUAGAGAAGAACGGCGUGGACGUUGUGAAGGCACUGAACAGAAUGAACAGGAUCAUCGGUGUCCCGGCCUUCCAGCCCAUGGAUCUUUACAAGCGUACCGGUGGACUGAGGGGUUUGUUCGAGGAGGUCAAGGCACUGGUCUCCUACGAUGAAAUCAUCCACGGCUACGUCUACAAGAUGAGGACCUCCGAGGCUUUCGUCGACUUCGUGGCACACCUGAAGUCCCCUGAACACCAGAAGUUCGUCGACACCCUGUACAGUAACGAACGUUUCCUGAAGUACCGCGGAAUGCUCGCCGCCAAAGGAUUCGACGUCGCUCUGGUCGAAGACAUCAUCUACACCGUUCUCGGCAUCGAAUUCCCCUGGAUCAAGGUCAACACGCCAGCUCUCUACGCGAACCCAGCGCUUGGCAAGGACAUCCGUGAUUUCAUCGAACUCGUCGACAUGCAGAAGAUCAUGAAGAUCGUUAUUGACUACAUGGACGACGACCAGGUGGUACAAACUUUCGAGUAUAUACAAAGCGAGGAAUUCCACGUGCUGGUUCGUAAUGUCGAGGCGAUGAAGGAAUACCAGGGGCUGGUCCUCUACCUGGAAGACGCCGGGUUGGACAUGUUCGAUUUCCUCCAGCGGGUGCAUCAGCUGUUCGGUAUGGAGGACUACGUUCCACCCAAACCCAAUGUCGCGUUCUACAUCGAGGGUGUCUUCGUUAACAAAGGUGGACUCCAGAGCUUGGUCGACGAUAUAAUCGCCGCGCUGCCAUUGGACAAGUUCAAAGCACUGUACCACGAGAAAAUGGCCAACUCGCCCGCGUUCAAGACCUUCAUAGAGAAACUCCGUUCCCAGGAAUUGCAGGAAAUCAUCAACACGGUUUACGCCUCGCCCAUCUUCUUGGAAAUGAGAGCCAAGGCUAUCGCCGCCGGAUUGGACCUCGAACCGUUCAGAAAGUUGAUCAAGGUUGUCCUUGGUUUCGAGUUCCCACGAGUUCCAUCAGUGUAUUAAAUUCCCGCUAAAGACACGUGACAUAUGACUUUGGAUACUGAUUUAAAUUAGCUCGACAUUAGUUCUGUAAUUAAUACCUACUUCUAAAGUUUUUAGUAAAUUUGAAUCUUCAGAA